GUCAACAGCAUGCAUUUUCAAUUCAAUCGCCCAAUACAGUGUAUGUCCGAUGUUUGGGAGAGUGCCUUAUUUCACUCAUUCAAUGAACAAGGUUAUGAUGCCUUAUUUGGAAAGGUGUCAAAUUUCCCACCAUGGUGAACCCCCGCGGCAGCCAUUGCAGAUUUUUUUGCGAUAGAUUGAACCUGUGCGAUCUCCUUGGCAGCGAUAUUUCCGACGGAAGUCACUUCUCCCUUACAAAUUUUUUUUUGAUCAUCAAUCUUUGGAGUCCAUAAUUAGCGAGGGUCAUAAGAAUCUCUGGAAGUAAAAAUCAUUGAUUUUACCCCUGGAUUUAACCCCUGGAAUAUUUUUUUUUGAGCAGCAACCUGGAUCUACUGUGUGUGCAGUUCAGUAGCAGGUAUGUUCAUGUAUCUUAUGCAUGCAAGUCCCCUGCCAGUGCAGGUCCCUGUAGUUAUGGGGAGGGAGUUGAAGUCAUUUUCGUCUGAUAUUUGGAACCUUCCGAUGUUUGGGGACUUUACUCUAAAGAGCUUUCUAUACUUGGUUUAGGAGUGCUACCCUUCAAACUAUGUCCAUGCUAGCAGUAUCUUUACACUGCCAUAUAUGUGUAACAUGUUAUAAACAUACCUUCAAUAUUAAAAUUUAAAUAAAAAUGUUUUACCAGGUACCAAACAUUUAUAGCCUAUUGUCUCUUUUCCCCUCUCAAAACAGUUCCUGAAGAAAUAGGAGAACAGCCUGCCAUAAACUAUGACAAACUCAAGUGGUUGUGUAAACUCGAUGGUCUUCAUUCGAGCAUCGAAGGGGAACCAAGCUCAGAUGAAGCACACAGAAUCUUUAUGGAGAACUACAGAAGCAUGUUUGUGAAUGGCAAACCCAAAGGUGGGACGUUACCGAUACUCGGAAAAGACCCAUCUGUCUCAAAAAGCCUUGAAGCAACAAACAAUUCAUCGGGGAGUCAAACGGUAACAAAGAGCAAGAAGAAGAAUACCAAGGAAGAGAAGGAGGAACUCCAUGAGGACCAUAUCAGUCAUGACAUCAGGGAGCACAUGGCCAAGCUCCACAAGGAGCGCAAGAUUGUGGAUCCCAUCAUCAUCCAGAGGAACAGAAUCAAGGAUCUUAGGAACAUCCUCAAGAAAAUGCCAUACGAACGAAAUGCAGAGGAAAAUGACCUAGUGUACUCACACCUCAAAGCCUUCACUGACCUAUCCAAGCAACUUACCAACAAAGAAUUAAAGGAACUAAGUACCCUAGUAACAUUGGAUGUCUGGAGGGAUGAAGGAUAUACAGUUUUUGCAAACAGUGGAUUCUUCAUAGUAUUGAAAGGGAGUGUUAUCCCUCAGAGUAGACCAUGGAUUCAGUACAGGGGCGCAGCUGGCAAAGUACCUUUGGUGGUCACAGAAUCCUCACAUAGUGAGGUGAGAUACCCUGAGCUUAAGGUAUGUGACUGCUUUGGAACAUUGGAGAAAGUGGAAGGCCCAGAGGCAAAUAGCAAACUCCUAACUGUUACUGUCAACUCGGUACCGACAGAGUUCCUGAAGAUAUCCAGCAAUGACUUCAAACGCAUCACUGAGCAAAUACAAUCUCAAGAAAAUACAGAGAAGAUAAAUCUGAUCAAUUCUUGCAAGGCGUAUCUGAUGUGGCCAAGACAGUCGUUGCUGAAGCUUGCUGAACUCCUGGAAUGGACAACCUUUCAAGAGAAUACAGUACUAGUGAGUGAAGGUUUCAUGUGUCCUUUCAUCGGUUUCGUAAAAUCUGGAGAAUGUCACGUAUUGAGACAAGUGGAAGUCAAAGAAGUUCUACCCAAUGGGAAAGAGGAGAGAAGAUGCAAGCAGGUAGUCAUGGGUCAGUUGUUACAUUCCGAGUCUUUUGGUGAGAUCAGUGUUCUGAGAGGAGAAGAAAGCAAUUCCUCCAUCGUGACAUCAUCCAGUGUGGAGCUAGGGGUCAUCUCAGUGGACAGAAUAAACGAGCUAGAUGAAACAACUAGAUCACUUCUUCUGCAGUCAAAUGAAACACUUUAUGAAUCUCUGUCAGAGACCGAGAUCCACAGUGAGUAUAUCGACCAGGAACAGAAGCGUGAAUGGAACCAAUUCAAACAUAAUGUUCUUGUUGAUGUCAUCAAUGCAAGGGGCAUUAGACCAGGCUAUGGAAAAUGGGCUAAAUGAUGACGACAGACUACAGUUCUUCAGAUUAGAUUUGACCCAUAAUAAAUCAUAUAUAUAUCACUUAUUUAUUUAUGAUGACCUUCACGCUAUGUCAUUGAUACAUGAGGAAAAUCUAAUUGUAUCUUUAAAGAACUAUUUUGUUAAGGAUGAGCAUUACAUAAAAUAUCACAUCCUCUUAGGUUUAGGUUAUUACCAUUGCAGGGUGGAGUUUCAUAAGGUGCUUGUAAAUUACAAAGGAACAAAGGAAAUUCAGUAGGUUUUUGACCAUGACUGUUUUCCGAUAAAGGAUCAAAUGGCUAUUGUAAUUUGUACCAAUGUUCACUAUAGACUUUUCAAUAAUUUUAUCUUAACGGAAAUUUGUAUCAAGACCAAUGCAUCCAGAAGGGUAUUUUACUGCAUUUAGACUCUGCAUCAGUCGACCUUCCAUGAUUUUAAUAAUCGCCUAAUUGAAGCGAUAUUGAAUAAUUGAAGAAUAGGCAAAUCAUGUGUUAAUAUCUUGUCAGUUGAUUUGGCCUAAGUCGAACAAAUUUAUUUGGUCCCAAGAGAUUAGACUUUUAGAGUCACCUGUUCAGCCAAACAGAACAAAGUGGAACAAUAUGCUAUGUGAUACACAUGUAAUGUAUUUAUUUCUUAAUUUCAAUUUAAAGUCAGUCACGAUAACAUUCUAACCGUGACCCAGUAUUGGAAAAUAUCACAUAGAUCACCACUAGAGUACAGAAAUAUGAUUUAAUAGCCUGUAAUCUCAAUUUCAAAUUUCACUUUCAAAUAGACCUGUCUAUGCAGUGAUUUAUAAUGUUGGGUGGUGUAGAUAAAAGCAGGAAAAAUUAGAGUAACAUAUCAAUGAGAGUUUGAUAAAACUCAAUUGAAAGGUAACUUGAAGAGAGUUACAACACUUUUUAGAUCUACAUUUCUGUGUUGUCACAUUUGAGCUGUUAUUCCGAAUGUGUUCUAUGAUUUCUGUGAAUUAUCAUUCACUCAAAUUGUCUUCAGGUUCUUUUCAUUUAAUUAUGUAUAUGGAUAGUGUACCAAGUAUAUUUUCAAUUUUUCCUUAUAUAGGAUAAUAGUUAUUGAAAUGUUGUAAGCGCAAGACUACCCCCACAAAAGUUCAUUUGAAUAAAAAGAGAUAAUCAAACAAGCUCAACGAUGAAAAUUUCGUCAAAAUCAGAUGUAAAAUAAAGGUUGUUGUGACAUUUUAAAAUUUCUCUUUAUUUAAAAAACAAGUGGAAUGCCUCUGGCCGUCUCACCUGCAUCACGCGAUUCAAUAUAGCAGCAGUGCUGAUUUUGAAAACUACUAUAACUCGCACAAGAUGUUCAGUGAUACUUGGUUACUCUUAUUUCCACGUUUUAUGAACUAGACCAAUACACUUAUAGAGAUAUGAUGGCAAUUCAACAAAUACCCCCAACGUGGCCAAAGUUCUUUGACCUUACAUGACCUUUGACCUUGAUCAUGUGACCUGAAACUCGCACAGGAUGUUCAGUGAUACUUGAUUACUAUUAUGUCCAAGUUUUAUGAACUAGACCAACACACUUUCAAAUUUAUGGCUGUAAUUCAACAAAUACCCCAAUUUGGCCAAAGUUCAUUGACCCUAAAUGACCUUUGACCUUGAUCAUGUGACCUGAAACUUGCACAGGAUGUUCAGUAAUACUUGAUUACUAUUAGGUAUGUCCAAGUUUCAUGAAUCAGAUCCAUAAACUUUCAAAGUUAUGAUGGUAAUUCAACAGAUACCCCCAAUUCGGCCAAAGUUCAUUGACCCUAAAUGACCUUUGACCUUGGUCAUGUGAUGUGAAACUCAUGCAGGAUGUUCAGUGAUACUUGAUUAACCUUAUGUAUAAGUUUCAUGAACUAGGUCCAUAUAUUUUCUAAGUUAUGAUGACAUUUCAAAAACUUAACCUUAGGUUAAGAUUUUGAUGUUGAUUCCCCCAACAUGGUCUAAGUUCAUUGACCCUAAAUGACCUUUGACCUUGGUCAUGUGACAUGAAACUCAGGCAGGAUGUUCAGUAAUACUUGAUUAACCUUAUGGCCAAGUUUCAUGAACUAGGUCCAUAUACUUUCUAAGUUAUGCUGUCAUUUCAAAAACUUAACCUCAGGUUAAGAUUUGGUGUUGACGCCGCCGUCGCCGUCGGAAAAGCGGCGCCUAUAGUCUCACUCUGCUAUGCAGGUGAGACAAAAAACAGUUGCAUUCAUUUUCUGUUCAGUAUGCAAGAGGAAUUUUGACCUGAAUAUGAUAGUAAAGCACUGAAAAAAAAGAAGUGUUCAGAUGUUAUACAUUCAUUAUGACAAUGUGCAUAGAAUUAUUUCCCCACAAUAAUGCAAUACUUGAUUUCAGAACUUUAGAAAAGGUUUCUUGUAUUGAGCUUUUAUUUUGCGAUUCCAAUUUUAGUAAGUUUAGUAAGUGGCCAUUAUUCUUGAUUGAUUCUGUAUGAAAAUUUGAAUUUUGGGGGUAAUCAGAGAAAGUAUCUUGACCCAUCAAUGUAAUUCAACUUCACACUGGCCCCUUGAACUCUAACCAAGUCUUAGCUUUAUAAAUUUAGCAAAUGCAAAUUAGAAAACUACAAAGAUCUAUUCUGUAACUUUCAUCACAUUAAUAGAUACUUGAGAAGUGGUAACACAUGAGGUCUAAUAAGACAUUUGGACUGAUAUUUAAAAUUUAAUCCUAAAUAUCACAAUGCACUGUUUCAUUUUAGCUGACAAUGAAUUUAUCCUUUGACAAUUAGCAGUUUUGAUAUUUUGCAAAACUUGAUCGAAACGAGACUCAGUUUACAGACACAUUUUCAUUUGUAGUGAACAAAGUAUAAAAAGUGACAGCAAUGAAAAAAUGAAAUAUUCAGUUUGACUUUAUAUAAAUACAGGACUAGAUAUGAAUAAAAAAAUUGUGAUAAUGUAAUCUAUAUUAUAUUUAUGCUCAUGUAAUGACAAGAGCACAAAACUAUUUUCAUCAUAAUUUCUGUCUUAAGAUUGGAUAUUCCAAAUCAUAUUUAAGGACACUUUGUAAAUACCUGUACAUUCUGAACAUAUAUGAUGCAUUGUAUAAAUAUAUUGUGCAAUUAUUGUGUUAAUUCACUAUGUGAACCACUUUUUAUUUUGUAAAAUAUGCAAAUUAUAUUUCUGAUUUUAAAUAAAUAUCAGUCUAUGAGAA
Lytechinus pictus (painted urchin) is the source of this 5293-nucleotide messenger RNA. RefSeq names its product cyclic nucleotide-binding domain-containing protein 1-like. The record is from RefSeq and is a predicted model, not a curated record. The coding region runs from base 831 to 2156 and encodes 441 amino acids. NCBI's taxonomy places the organism in Eukaryota, Metazoa, Echinodermata, Echinoidea, Temnopleuroida, Toxopneustidae. The transcript is spliced from 12 exons.